AAAAAAAAAAAAACAGGUGUACGGUUUCAUCACAGGGACGCCCCCUCUCGCUCCAGAGCCGCUGUCGCUCUCGCUGCUGGAGCUCCAGCCGCGCGCGUCGAAGUGAGAACUUUUCUUCUGUCACACAUGGAGGACGCCCGCUCUCUGACGUGAAUUCUGUGGGGAGAAUAAGGCGUUAGACGGUGUAACGUCUGGAAAUUAAAAGGAAGGGCUCGGAGUUGAGGAAGGAAAGAACAGGAGAGAAAAGAAGCCAAACAAAAAGAAACUCGGACUUGUGGCGCCUCAUCUUUGUUUGAGCCUUCAGCAAGAAAUCCUUCAACCUUCUGGUUUUAUGAGGGAAAGUGUGCUCACCUUCAGUAAAUCAGUGAGAAGUGCUCUUCAUUAUGAAUACAGAUAGUGGAGGAUGUGCUCGCAAAAGUGUGGCCUUGUCACUCAUGCUCUCCCCCAUGAAGAGGGUCCAGAGCUCACCAAAUCUGGCCACAGGUAGUGAGUCCCGUUCGUCAGACUUGGAUUCUUGGCGGUCUCGCAGUGCCACUGACGGUCUUAAAAAUGGAGAUGCCAGCAGCUCAUCUCUUGCUGCCAAAGGCUUUCGAAGUGUCAAACCUAACCUCCAAGACAAGAAGUCCCCCCCACAGGGCCUUCCACUCCCUGACCUUACAGCAGGGCGCUUUACCCAUCGCUGCCAGAGCUCUGAAUCCCUUGACUACCCAUCAAGCAUAAUGCCCAAGGCUCUGUCACCUUCCCCGUACGUGGCGAGUGGACCUAGCAUGAAAGCCGGUGCGAGCAACGAGUCGAGCCACACCGCGGUGGGCAUCGGCAGCUUCGUGUCACCCUCAGCUUCCCCCGUGACGGUUUCUGCCCUCAGCCACUACUCAUCAUCAACAGCAGGUCUGCUGGAUGAGCUGCAGAUCUGUGGCCUGGACUCACCUGGUGCUUCUCCCACGCCAUCGCCCACUCUCAGCCACGUCUCCGCCUCCGCAUCCACUGCUGGCCCUGACGAUGCUCUAACAACCUCUGUGGGCUCCACUGCUGCAGCAGGCACUGUCACUAAUGGCCAAGUCCUCUCUCACGCCAUGAAUGGAAGCGCCGGCCUUCCACAGAGGCCCAUGUCGCCCCCGUCAUAUCCUCCGCCCCCCGCCUCGCUCCACAUUGGCCUCCAGAGGCAAAGCAGGAGUUCAGAGGGCAGUGAGUCGAUCACCAGGGAGUCGGUGAUUUCAGGUCACACCAGCAUCAGCAGCACUGUGCCCAUCGCUCGCUUCUCAGAGGAAGAGAAGAAGGUGUCGGUCCUUAAAGCCCCUCAUUACGAAGGCAUCGGGCCUGUGGAUGACUCAGGCAUCCCCAUUGCCAUUCGCACGACGGUGGACAGACCUAAAGAUUGGUACAAAACUAUGUUCAAACAGAUUCACAAAGUUCACAAAGCAGAUGACGACUACUCCGACACAUACAAUGCAUCGUACGCCCUGAUCAACAGCGACGACCUCAGCCUGUCGUCCAGCACCACCAUGGCGCAUCCACCAGCACGGACGCACACCUACAGACCUCUGUCCAAGAGCCCCUCGGACAACGGAGCACAGCUCGGAGCUCGGGAGCCAUCACCAACCCCUGUGCCUCCACCGCCUCCACCUAUGCCGUCCCUCCUCCAGCUGCGGGCCCGAGACAGUGACCGCGAGAGGAGCGUGCCGGACUUGAAUGAAUGGGGUCCUCCUGACAGAAAAGUGGACACGCGGAAGUACAGAGCAGAACCCAAGAGUAUUUUUGAAUAUGAGCCGGGGAAGUCCUCCAUUCUGGAGCAUGAAAGACCAAGCUAUGAUGACAUAGAUUUAGAGAACGAGCCGUGGUAUAAGUUCUUUUCUGAGUUGGAGUUUGGGCGGCCGCCUCCUAAAAAACGGCUGGAUUAUAAUCCAGACAUCUCCACCCGCCAGCGCAUUGAGACAUCCCUCCACAUCCCUCCCAUUGACCAGGCUUCAGAGAGACCUGCAAGUGCUUCCAGCGACUACAGGAAGAGGAGGAAGUCGGAGCCGUCGAGUUCUCAGGCGAAUGCUCAGCCUCCGAGCAGAGCUGUGACGUCCCCUAAAUCGGCGGAUGCAUGCAAAGCCGGCAGCAGCUUAAAGAAGCCCGUAAUUCGUUCGUCACCAUCCUCACCCUCCAGAGCCAAAGGUGGGGACGCAUGCAACAUGUUUUCCAACAAUCUGACCCCUGCAGGUCUUUACGAGAGCACCUCCCUGCCCCCCAUUCCUUCUGACCCAGAUCGUUGCCAAGAGGAUGGCGCCCAGGAGGGCAGCUCCUCCUCCAAACAGUCUGUCUGCUGUGCGAACAGUUGGCCGACGCAAAACCCGGAAGCUGAUGCGGAGAAGGCCCCGCCUUCCUCUGGCAAGCUCAAGUCCCGAAGCUGUGAUGACUUACUGACCGACGGGCAUUCAGCCUCUGGGGGGCACAACGCGGCCCGCUCAGAAAGUGCCGGCUCACUGGUGUGCGAUGGGAACCCUCCGUCUGUUUCAGCCUCCAGUCACUCACUGCCUCCUCUUCACCGCCGACGCGCACACGACUCGCCAGGCUUUCUCCAGCUGUAUCGUAAGAUGCACCAGAUCGACCGAGCUCAGCUCAUCUCCUCUGAGGUCAUCCGUUCGGUUCGCACUCGAAUCCUAGAGCUGGAGCGCCAGCCUCAUCUGCAUCGCCAUCGCCUGUCUCCUUGGGCGCCAUCCUGGCGUGUCGAAGUGCCACGUGACAUGGUGCCAAAUCGAAUUUCUGAAUACGAGCGUCUAAUUCAGAAGUCCAAAUCUUUGCCCAACUUGGGCGACGGCGAGGUGCCCUCGGGCACCACUACACCAGGCGGCUCAUCGUCUCGUGCUAGCAGUGCGGGUGGUGGAACACCCAGUUUACCGAAACGCCGCUUUUCUAUAGAGUCAUUGCUAGAGGAAGACAGCAACAACCACAGCAGAACUGCUCCGCACGGUUUAGACCGCCUACAUGGACCUCGCAGCCCACCUGAAGGCCAGCCUCGUGUUGGGCCAGAGCCGGGCCGCGGUCCGUCUUUUCCUGCUCUCGCCGCUCCCCCGGCCCCUCAGGCCAAUCAGGACUUUUCUGACAGUGAACCGGACGCCAUUGCAUCUGAUCUCAGCGAUUUCAUCCAAGUAGAGGGCUCCUCCUUCUGCAGUGAAAGUGACUUUGAUCAUUGUUCACUGACCUCCUCUGAGAGCCAGUAUGGCCCCUCGGCCCACCACAGUCAGCACCUGCGUCACCACCACCAUCACCAUCACCACCACCAUAGUGUUCACCAAAGUCUCAGCCAAACCCAGGGCUACCAGCACCGCCACCUCAUCAGCACCUGCAAAGGUCGCUGUCCAGCCUCAUACACCCGCUUUACCACCAUGCUUCGUCACGAGCGGGAACAAGCGCGGCAGGAGCACCACCGACCCGCCCAGCAAAGCCGCAGCGCCCAUCCCCGAGUCCCAGACUCCCAGUCCCAGCAAGCGAUGUCAAAGCUGGCCUUUUUGGUCAGCCCUGUGCCUUUCCGCAGAAAAAAGGGCUCCCCACCUACCUCCAGAAGAAGCGGCGGUGCUGGUGGUCGAGGCAGCAGACCCAAGUCCAAACAGGCCAUCUACGAAGCACUAGACGCAGCCUUGAGAGACAUUUAUGAGCACAUUCAAGCAGAGCGAGGCCACAGGAGCACCAGACCGCCGGACGAUAGCAUCCUGAGGAGAAUACUCGCCGAACUGCUGCCAAACGUGCCUGAGAGGAGCUCCUCACUGCGGGGGAGGAGGGGCUGCUGGCACGGGGGGCACUCCUCUGCGUCCUUGUGCCCAGAUGGAAGCCCCACGGGGUUCGCUCCGUGCAGAGCGGAGCCCUCCACACCGAGGCUGCAGUCCCCUCGGGUCCAGUCACCGAUCAGUGCCUGUUACGGACGGCAUUCGGAGGCCUCAAACAUGAAUGAAUACGCAGAGGAGCGGGGCAAUGGAAAUAGUUUCUGCUGUUCAGACCAGGAUGUCUCUAGAAGUUACUCCACCAUGGACGGACGCCACACUCCUCAGAGCCGAAGACAGACCCCAGACAGAGAGGUCUCCCAUAAACAGAUGACACAACUCAUUCUCUUCUCUCUCCUCCAUCAGAAACAGCCUGCAAGAGCCAUUUAUGAUUUUAAGGCACAAACUCCAAAGGAGUUGUCAUUUAAAAAGGGUGACGCGGUGAACAUCAUUAGGCAAAUAGAUAACAACUGGUAUGAAGGGGAGCACCGAGGACGAGUGGGGAUCCUACCUAUUUCAUACGUAGAGAAAGUGGCGUCCUCAGAGAAGCAGCAGCCGAUCCGUCCGCCUCCUCCUGCACACGUGAGGGAGAUCGGAGAGGCGGUGGCCCGCUACAACUUCAAUGCUGACACCAAUGUGGAGCUGUCAUUGAGAAAGGGCGAGCGGGUGAUUGUGAUCAGGCAGGUGGACCAGAAUUGGUACGAGGGGAAGAUUCCAGACACAACCAAACAGGGCAUCUUCCCCGUGUCCUACGUCGACCUCGUCAAGCGCUCCCCAUCCAAGAGCUCCGCCCACCACGUGGAUCCACACAGUUACCAUGGCAGCAGGACGCCCAGUUCCACACCUGUCAAGCCGCUCUAUCAUUUACCUCCACCUUCCUCCACUCAUGACCUGCUGUGCCCCCACCCCUCUCUGAGAAGGCAUGACCUGCAGGCCGUCACCAGCGAGUGGCUGUCCCUCACCAUGGAUCUGUCCGCUUUCACUCCAGCACGCUCCCUCGCCUCCACCCCUACUCCCCCCACUCCGCCCCCCCUCCCCGUCGGUUUUAAGGCGGGCUCGCCUGCUCUGUUGCAAAAAGGCUCCGCCCCCUUUCCGUCAGCAGUGCCACCUCUCACAGACAGACUCGCUGGUUUCCGACACGCCCCGACUUCGCUGCCUUUCUCCCAACCCUCUCCCCCACCUGCUCCACCACCACCUCCUCCUCCUCCUCCUCUCGCUCCACCUGUCACUCAUUCCUCAUUCACCUCUCCUCUACCAGACUCUUCUUUUCGAUAUACCGGAGGCAGAGGGUUUCAAACCUGUGACACAGAUCCCUUUAGUAAGCCUCAGGUUUCCUCCUCUGUAAAGACACAACUUCCACCGCUCAAAGCCUCCGCCCACGAAAGCGAGCGCAGCAAAUCCCCCGACAUCGAGCUGAGGGUGAAAGACCCCUACGACGAGCUGCUGUCCAUCAUAUCGGACGAGUCAAACCCCACAGUCGAGGCUUUCAGAACGCCCUCAGGUGACUCCCUUCCGCCCAAGCUUAGCUGGGAUUCUCCAAGUAAAUGGGGUCAGCCAAAAGAACUGUCCUGCCGAGUCGAUGCAACCGACAAGCUAACAGCAAACGCUCUGUUAGAGGCAACCGUUUACACGCCUGUAACGGUGAAGCCGAGUCCCUAUUUACUCAGAGAGCAGCCGACGACUCAGAAGGAAGACGCGGGUGAAUGUCUGAGGCUGCCACCGGGGGCAGCAGAGGACUGCAAUGAGUUAUUUAUUGAGGAAGAGGAUGAGGCUCAGACGGACAAAGAGGAAGACACCCCAGUGGUGAAUGAGAGGCUCUGUUUACAGGCUGAAGUCUCUGCUUCCACUCUGACUCAGUUUCCUCUCACUGGUCUCCUCCCACCCUCCACACCACCGCCCGUGACCUCCACCCUUCCUCCUUUGUGUCCAUCGUCUCUUUCUCAGGCACCCCAGCAUGAAGGCGGCGUCACCAUCCUCUCCUCCUCCUCCUCCCCUCACCCCCCACCCCUUCCCCGACUCUCCGCAUCCCCGCUGCCUCCAUCUGUGUCCUCGCCCCCCCUUCUCGUCUCACAUUCCUCUGAUGUUCUCUCCCAGCCCACACCCUCCUCUCGCUCCUCCUGUCUUCCCUGUCCGGCCCCGUCCUGCCCCGUUUCAGACUCGCAGUUCCACGCCCCACCUCCAUGUAAAACUGUCUCACCCCCCCUCUCCACACCCCGCCCUUCUGCCCACACCGCCCAGCAUCCAGGAUGUAGGUCUCCCAAGGUGAAGGUAAAGCAGGAUCCGGUUGUUGGCGGUAAACCCCCUCGUAGCCCCAUCUUGUCCCGGAGGUCCUAUCUGUCACCAGUUAGAGGUCGCAGGCGGCUAGUGCAGGACGCUCUACACGGGGGAGGCGAUCCGUAUCAAGCUCUUUACAACUACAUACCUCGCAACGAGGAUGAGCUGGAGCUGAGGGAGGGGGACGUUGUGGAUGUGAUGGAGAAAUGCGAUGAUGGCUGGUUUGUUGGGACCUCCCGAAGGAGCAAGUUGUUUGGUACCUUUCCAGGAAACUACGUGAAGCAGCUAUAAUGAUGAUUCCAGACUCCCUGAGGCUCCGCCCCUUUCUGUGACCUGCUCAUCACCGUCAGCACAGCGCCCGCAGGACGUCCAUAGAGAGACCUACAGCACAAUGUUGUGUUUGCAUUUACUUGUGGCUUGAAAACUUCCCACACAGAAUCUUUAGCUCCAACUAGCCAUAGAUCACUGAAGACUACAAUAAGAUAAAUAGUUUUUUUUUUCUUUGAUUUUUUUUUUACUACAAUUUUGUUUUUGUUUUUUUUUCAUAUCAUUUUUCAUAAGCUUAUUUCACUUUAAAUUCAGUUCUACAAAAGUUCUUCAUGGUAACAUCUAGAACAUUUUCUGGAUUAGGAGGAUUAUUUCAAACACCAACAAGUAUCCAGGUUUCGAAGCAUUUAUUUAUCUGUUUUUUAUCCUAUUUUAUUACGAUUGAUGCACUUUAACAAACCUGAACACAAAGUUUGUUCCCAUGUGAUGACAGAGAACUUCCUAACUGUGGGGCUUCAGGGGACAAAGUCAUGUGGGGAAAGGGAAAGCAUCGGUAUUAUAUUUAUUAGAUAAUGAUCUGUGGAUUCAUCUGUGUUAUGACGUGGUUUUAAGGCGGUUUAAAACCAUCGUGGUUUGUCUUUUUAUCUAUUUUUAUGAAGGAUCGUUCCUGUUAUAAUCAAGUGUCCAUGUAGGUUCACAUUUCAAGAGGAGGAUGAAGACAAAGUCCUGCUGUUUGGUGUUGAAUUUAUUUAAGAAUGUUGCAGGAAUAGAUAGAAAUUUCUAGAAAAACUACAGUUUUUUGAAUGCAGUUUCUCCCCUUUAGACCGACGGUGUCUUUUAACCCCGUGAGAGGAUCACUUGUUGGAGUUUUUCACACUAAAAACACUUUUUUGUUGUUGUCAUCUCAUGUAUUUUAUAAGUGAUGGACACAGUGCAAGAAGACUGAUGUUGAAGCACCUUAUGAUAGGUCGUCCCUCACGCCACUCCCUUCCCAUCAUUCACUGCAUCAGCUGCUGUGAGAACACGUGUGUCUUUGCUGUUUUGUAAACAUAUUUUGUAUGAGAGCUAUUAAAUGGGCGGCAUCACCUGGGUUUAUACAUUUUUUCUUCUCACCAUCUCAUUUGGUUUCCUUUCUUCACAAUUCAUUCACUUUUUUAUUUAUUUUCAAUCCUUGGUAACAGAAGUUGCUUUAGCUUGACGGUGUAGAGUCGGCCAUCGCCGCUUUACACGCCACUCGCUACAAUCAUAGCCGUGUUCGUGUGAAUCUCUUGGAAAAAUAAAGUUAUGACUAUGAGGACUGGAGGACAUGGACCUGUUUGAAAGAGCAGCAGGGGCUUUUAUUUAAACAUUGAUAGGAAAUUGAAGUUUUUCUCCUGACGAGUUUCUACAUGUAGUUAGAUUUAAAAAAAAAAAGUCAAAAUCUACAAUAAUUCUUGAAGUAUUUCUACAAUAUUGUAGCACCUGUUGAUGCUUUUAUGGCCCUGUAUUGCUAAUAAAAUCCAACUGGUAGAUGA
Messenger RNA from Oryzias melastigma (Indian medaka), 7795 nucleotides. RefSeq names its product sorbin and SH3 domain containing 2a (gene sorbs2a). Lineage: Eukaryota; Metazoa; Chordata; Actinopteri; Beloniformes; Adrianichthyidae. The record is from RefSeq and is a predicted model, not a curated record. Gene Ontology annotation, cellular component: plasma membrane. Gene Ontology annotation, molecular function: protein binding.